AUGAUUCCGCACUUCGCGUCAGCAGACUACGACUGUCCGCAGUACAUGAACCCGGCCGAGAACUUCAUCAGUCUAGUGAAUACAGACUUCGCAGACGUCCCGCAGAUGAUUAACAGGCUGAACAUCCGGGAUCCUGGGAUCUACUGGGUCCACUUGUUCAUGUACAUCUACCUGAGCUUUAUGGUGGGGACCAUGUACCUGAGUACGAACGACGACCUGACGGAGGAGGGCCUGAUGACGCUGCUGUUCUACGUAUACGCGUUCCUGGUGUUCAUGUCAGUGCCCCUGCUUCCGUUCUUUAUUGAGCAGCGCGCCAUGUUCGCGCGCGAGCGGGCCAGCAGCUCGCUGAGCGUCGUGCUCCAAAUUCCUGGACACGUUGCUCGGCACCUUCCUGACCACAGCAAUGUCGACAGCGCUGGUGGCACUGCUGACGGAUCUCAACGCCGUCGAACACUUCCUGUUGAACAUGUUCCUGCCGCUGGUGGUGUCCAAGACUUGAUCGGCGCCGCCGCGCCGCGCAACAUCAUUGGCAUUGCGCAGGACGGCGUGUCCGGCAUAAUAAUGCGGUGA
Molecule: messenger RNA, 570 nt
Organism: Phytophthora nicotianae INRA-310
Lineage: Eukaryota; Oomycota; Peronosporomycetes; Peronosporales; Peronosporaceae
Exons: 2
Coding region: 1-570 (189 amino acids)
Cellular component (GO): membrane
Molecular function (GO): ABC-type transporter activity
Source: RefSeq, a predicted model, not a curated record